AUGACAGCGGACGGCCACAAUCAGCGUGACAAUGGUACCGGCGACGAGCUGGUGAGCUCAGUGACGCUGUAUAGGAGAAGGCCGCGGCUCUUUCACGGCACCGUCCUCCCGUUCCUGGCUGUUCUCUACCCGGGCUGGCUGUACGUGUGGCUGGGGAUGUACGGUGCCUCGGAGUAUCCGGAGGCAGGCCUCCUUGCUCUCGCUGCCAUCGGAAUCGCGCACGUCCUCACGGCGCUGUCCGGGUAUUGGUCCGUGCACGCUCACUGUUGGCUCACUUGUUCUAAGGAAGCGGACCCAAACAAGGCUACUCUGGCGAAGGUUGUACCCACCCCGAAUAACGGUUCAGCUGAGCUUGUGACGCUACAAAGGGACCAGGACGAACUCGGAGACACUAUUCUGUCGUUUGAGUUUCAGAAAAUCCGCUACAAUUUCGAUCACAAAGAAAAGAAAUGCUUUUACCCCAACGUGUUCCCCGUCAACCACGCGAUGGGAUACUUCCAGUCAUGGCGCGGCUACCAGGAGGAAGCCGACCUCCGAGCCGCUGAGAAGCGUUACGGCACUAAUCAUGCGGAGAUGGUGGUUCCUGAUUUCUUGGAACUUUUUAGAGAAAGGGCUACUGCACCGUUUUUUGUCUUUCAGGUAUUCUGUGUGGGUUUAUGGUGUUUGGACGAGUACUGGUACUACAGCGUUUUCACGCUUUUCAUGCUGGUGGCUUUCGAAGCUUCCUUGGUCCAACAACAAAUGAGGAACAUGUCCGAGAUCCGCCGCAUGGGGAACAAGCCCUACAUGAUCCAGGUUUACAGAAACCGUAAGUGGAGACCCAUCUCCAGCGAUGAACUCAUCCCAGGAGACCUUGUCUCCAUUGGGCGCUCCCCACAGGACAACCUGGUGCCGUGCGAUGUACUUCUACUGCGCGGUCGGUGCAUCGUGGAUGAGGCUAUGCUGACUGGAGAGUCUGUGCCUCAGAUGAAGGAGCCAGUGGAGGACUUGGACCCCGAACAAAUCCUUGACCUUCAAACCGACUCCCGGCUCCACAUCAUUUCCGGUGGUACCAAAGUGGUUCAGCAUAGCCCGCCGAUGAAAGCCAGUCCUGGACUCAAGCCUGUAGACAAUGGCUGUGUGGCCUACGUACUGAGAACAGGGUUCUACACCUCUCAGGGUAAACUUUUGCGCACCAUCCUCUUUGGCGUGAAGAGAGUCACGGCGAACAACCUGGAGACGUUCAUCUUCAUCCUCUUCCUCCUGGUGUUCGCCAUUGCAGCCGCUGCCUACGUGUGGGUGGAAGGGACGAAGGACCUGAGCAGGAACCGCUACAAGCUCUUCCUCGAGUGCACCUUAAUUCUCACAUCGGUGGUUCCGCCGGAACUCCCCAUUGAACUAUCUUUGGCUGUCAACACAUCCCUGAUUGCUCUGGCAAAACUAUAUGUGUUCUGCACCGAGCCCUUCAGGAUUCCAUUCGCCGGGAAAGUGGAGGUCUGCUGUUUUGACAAAACGGGAACAUUGACGAGCGACAGUCUGGUGGUGCGAGGUGUCGCGGGCCUAAGGGACGGAAAAGAGGUUAUGCCCGUAUCGGAUAUACCGGUCGAGACGCAUCGGGUUGUGGCGACUUGCCACUCGUUGGUCACUCUGGAUGAUGGACAGCUGGUUGGAGAUCCACUGGAGAAGGCUAUGCUAACCGCUGCUGAUUGGACACUCACUAAAGAUGAAAAAGUUUUCCCACGUAGCAUCAAGACCCAAGGCCUCAAGAUUCAUCAUCGCUUCCACUUUGCCAGCGCUCUCAAGCGGAUGUCAGUUCUGGCCUCCUAUGAAAAGCAGGGAUCCACGGAGCUUUCCUACAUCUCCACUGUAAAAGGCGCUCCAGAGACGCUCAAAGCGAUGUUUUCAGAACAUCCUCAGAGUUACGAUAAAGUGCACAAGGAAAUCUCCCGGGAAGGAGCGAGAGUGCUCGCUUUGGGUUACAAAGAGAUGGGGCAUCUCAGCCAUCAGCAGGUUCGCGAGAUGAGCCGCAGUUCCCUAGAAUGUAACUUGAACUUUGCCGGCUUCAUAGUGGUGACGUGCCCCCUUAAAAGUGACAGUAAGGCGGUUAUCCGGGAGAUCCAGGAAGCGUCUCAUCAUGUGGUGAUGAUCACAGGGGACAACCCUUUAACGGCGUGCCAUGUGGCCAGGGAACUACACUUCCUCCAAAAGGAGCAAACGCUUAUACUGCAAUCAGUUCAGGGCGGAUGGCAGUGGGAGUCCAUCAACGGUACCGUGCAAGAACCCCUUCCUCCUGCCUCGGUCUCUUCAUUUGUGCGCCGGUAUGAUCUGUGUGUCACCGGGGAGGGGUUGGCGAGACUCUGCUGUGACCCUCGGCUACUGCACGCCCUCUUGCCUCACAUCCGAGUGUUUGCACGGGUCAGCCCAAAACAGAAGGAAUUUGUUAUCACUAGUUUCAAGGGGCUGGGCUACGUAACAUUGAUGUGCGGCGACGGUACCAAUGAUGUCGGAGCGCUCAAACACGCCCACGUAGGUGUUGCCCUAUUAGCCAACGCCCCUGAGCGCAUGCCUGAAAAAAAGAAACGAAGCCGAGAGAAGGAGGCGCCUGCUGUCGAAUCCAGGCCUCUGCCGCCGGUCAAUUCCGGAGGCAAGCCGAGCUCCAGAGGGGCCAGACAGAGGAUGAUGGCUCAAAGAGAGGAACAGCUGGCAGCACAAAAGGAAAGAAUAAGUCAAGUCUUGCGGGAACUCGAAGACGAUCAGGUACAAAUCGUCAAACUGGGUGACGCAUCCAUCGCCGCGCCCUUCACCUCCAAACUCUCCUCCAUUCAGUGCAUAUGUCAUGUCAUAAAGCAGGGUCGUUGCACUCUGGUAACGACACUGCAGAUGUUUAAAAUCCUCGCUCUCAACGCGCUUGUGCUCGCCUACAGCCAGUCUGUGCUUUACCUAGAGGGGGUCAAGUUCAGUGAUUUCCAGGCAACCCUGCAGGGUCUGCUAUUGGCCGGAUGCUUCCUCUUCAUCUCCAGGUCUAAGCCACUGAAAACAUUGUCGCGAGAGCGACCCUUACCGAACAUCUUCAAUCUUUACACUGUGUUGACGGUGCUGCUGCAGUUCGCGGUCCACUUUUGUAGUCUGGUCUUUCUUUACAAAGAAGCGCAGAGCAGAAGUCCACCGAGAGAGGAUCAGUUUGUGGAUCUGUAUAAAGAGUUUGAACCCAGUCUGAUCAACAGCACCGUUUAUAUUAUGUCCAUGGCUAUGCAGAUGGCCACAUUCGCCAUUAACUACAAGGGUCAUCCGUUCAUGGAGUCUCUCAGUGAGAAUAGACCACUUUUAUGGAGCAUCACACUGUCCGGUUUAGCAAUUGUUGGACUGCUCUCUGGUUCUUCACCGGAAUUCAACGAACAGUUUGCCCUCGUCGAAAUUCCGACUGAGUUUAAAAUGAUCAUCGCCCAAGUUCUGGUGGUGGACUUUGUCGCCGCCCUAUCAGUGGACCGUGUACUUCAGUUCUUGCUGGGCAGAGGAACACUGAGGCUGCCUUCUUGA
Messenger RNA from Nerophis lumbriciformis (worm pipefish), 3516 nucleotides. NCBI's taxonomy places the organism in Eukaryota, Metazoa, Chordata, Actinopteri, Syngnathiformes, Syngnathidae. The record is from RefSeq and is a predicted model, not a curated record.